AUGGUUAACCGUUGGGAUCUACAUGAAGUUGCUAAAUGGAUUGCGGGUUUAGCUGGAGUUCAUCGUGGCACAGACCAAAUAUUUCUCGAACAUAAAAUUGAUGGACAAGCAUUAACGGUAUUGACUCGUGAUGAUCUCAUACGAAUGGGUAUUAAACAGAUUGAUCAGCAGAUGAUUUUAUUACAAUCAGUUGAUUUAUUAUCAACACUGGUCAAUCGAUUGAGUAGCGAAACAUUAGCUCUAUUAUUCAUGCGUAUACAUUGUUCGGCUACAGUAUGUUUUAAUAUGCUGAGAAGACAUGAUGACAUGUCGUCAUCGACUAAUAAGAACUAUGUUGUUAUGCAUUCACCUGACUUUUAUGUUGCAAUCACUUUAUUAUCCGAUGCUAUUAUCAAAGCUUGUCAUUGGCUUGGAAGGUUGCCAUUUAUUGAGACUUCUGACUAUAUUGAACUACGUCGUCAGAUUAUCAAAUCACUUGUGCAAAUACGCCUUUUGUUACGUAAUUUGCGUAUGGUGGAUACAAUAAAUAUGCCCAAAACGAAACUCAUUCGUGAAAUUGAUGAAUUAAGAACGCAUGCUACCGGACUUAUUCGUCGAAACAAAGAUUCACUAUUUUCGUCUGAUUGUUAUUUGACACGCGUUAAUUUGAGAAGACCAACUAAAGACGAUAUGAAUAUUGAAUAUACCACGAUGCCAGAUUAUACGCAUGUCAUAUCGAGUAUACAAACAGAAUCUAUGGGAUAUAUGGGUACCGGUUUUAAUGCAAUAAACAUUGGCGAUGAAAUAAUUGAGAUUAAUAACCAAGUUGUUCUUGGGUGGGAUGCUGAGCAUUUUCUUGAACUUUUACAAUCGCAAUCAAACGAAAUAUAUUUAUUAGUUAAAAAAAUGCCGAGACAUAAUGAUGAUGAAGUUUAUGCAAAAAGAAUGACUGAGUGGCCUCUAGGACCCCGCAAAACACGCGCUCGUGGCGUUUUAGAAAGAUUAAAACAACAAGAACGAGAUCAAAAAAUAAUGUUACUCGAACAGGAAGGAGAGAUUGAAGUUGAAAGUGAUGAUGAAACACUAUAUCAUAGUAAACGAUCGUCACAAUGUAAACGUGAUGCACAUUUAUCGUUGCCAGACUUAACGGAAACAGAUGGUGUUGAAAAUAUUGAAUCUUCUGUAUCUACGGUAGUCACAACAACGACAAGCAAUGGUUUUAAAUCACCAUUGGACUUACGGCAAAAGAAAGAUGAAUCUCAACGUCAAUCUUCAAGUAAUUCAUCGCCAAAUUCAACUCCGAAAAGUCAAAAAAAAGCGAGUUUCGAAGGCUAUAUUUCAACGUUAUUUCGUCCAAAACAAGAUGCUAAAAAUGUUUUGCCCGGAAUGGAUGAUUACUCAAAAGAUCAUCCUCAGUUAGUCAAUGUUAAACGCAUUUAUUCCAUGUAUAACGGUAUUUCUCCAGAAGAUGGACUUCCUUCAUCGUCAUCCACAUCAUCACUGCAAGAAAAUAAGAUGAACGAAAAUGCCAAAUCGAUUCAGAAAAAUCGAUUCAUAAAUAAAAGUAAUAGUCAAUCAAAUUUACCAUCAACAAAUACAAUAAAUAAUAAUAAUAAUCAAAAUAGUUCACCGAGAUCUUCGUUAUCAAAUAUAUUCAAAAAUGAACAAUCAGGAAAAUUUCGAAUUAAACAUCCACAUAAUGAUAAUGAGAACGGAAAAACGUUUCAAAACGACUCAAAACAUGAAAACGGCUCAGUUUUGAACAAUGGAAUUGUUACUAAUAAACCUCCCCUUGUUCACAGUGAAAGUCGUAAAAAUUCCAGUUCAUUUGAAUCCCGUCGUCCCAAACGCAUGCGUAAGUAAUUGACAUCCAAUUUAACUUUCAAAUAAGAAACCAUUUUAUCUGUUAUACCUUGAACUACUUUGCUGGUCUUUUGCUUUAGCGGCGUUCUGGCAGCCGUUUGAUUGGUAGAGUAAGAGAAACAGGUAACUAGGGGCAUAAAAGAAAAUUGCACUAAAAAAUAAAGUGUGGAAAAUCCUGUGGGAAAACGACCCAAAAGUGUGUGGGAAGCGAAUGUAGAAAUUCCACACUUUAUUUUUUACAAUGUAGAGAACGCAGUAUAAAUCCUACACCAUUUUUUCUUAUAAUUUCUUUCUGGGAAGUUUGUUUUUAUUUUGCAUACGGGGAGUUUUUUGUUUUUUUAUAUUGCUUUAGAAUUAAUUCAACUUUGCCACAGAAAGAUAUAUAUAUGAGAGAAACAUAACUUUCUGGUACAAUCGAUAAAAAAAAAUGAAAGUGUUCAUAAAAAAAUUUGAAUGGUACGUUUUGUUUCCCUGUCUUUGCCGAGUAUCCUAUAAAAAUUUCCCAACUGCCAGACUCAUACUGGCUGAGUUAGGAGGGAGACAAUUUUCAGUUUUUGCCAUAGAGAAUUUUUGGCAGGAUUUUGCUAGAAAAAGGGUUGAAAUAGAUGUAUUCUACAUCGUUCGACAGAGAAU
Molecule: messenger RNA, 2475 nt
Organism: Didymodactylos carnosus
Lineage: Eukaryota; Metazoa; Rotifera; Eurotatoria; Philodinida; Philodinidae
Source: the annotation of a GenBank genome assembly